This is a messenger RNA of Dimorphilus gyrociliatus, 708 nucleotides long. Lineage: Eukaryota; Metazoa; Annelida; Polychaeta; Dinophilidae. The record is from the annotation of a GenBank genome assembly.
AAGCCUAUUUUAGCAAAUUAAAACUGUUUGACUAUAUUAAAAUAUUUUACUGUUCUUCUCUUGUCAAUUAAACUUGACCAAGAGUAGUUUAGAUCAAACUGCGCUUACCGAAGAUCAUCCAAAGUUUCAAUUAUAUUCAAUUUUGCGAUUGAACUAUGGACGACUCUAAACCAAACAUUCAAGGAAAAAAAGAUGAGAAAGCUGUAUUUGGUCAGGAAUACGGAAUAUAUAAGAUUUCUUCCAAAGGAGGUAUGCCUUGUAAUCAAUCUCCAUAUCCUUAUCCUCAACCAGUGUUAGCUCAACCUUUGUCAACAACUAUGAAUAAUCAGAUUUAUGGGCAGCAGCCUAAUCAUUUGAUAACUCAUAAACCACCGGUUCGUGAUACAAUGAUAUUGAGCAUUUGUUCUAUGCUAUUCUGUAUCUGUAUUGGUUUAGCAUCAUUGGUUAAGAGUAUACAGAGUAGAAAAGCAAGAGAUAGAGGUCGAGUUGAUGAAGCAAAUAAAAAGGCAUUAUGCGCUAGAAAAUUUGCAUUUGCAGCCAUAAUUACAGGCUUAUGCUUUGCUUUUGUUAGCAUUGUAACAAGAAUAAUUCUAACAAUUAUGGCAGUUCAAUAAUUGUUUGUUUUUUGUUCAAAAUACUUGAAAGAUUUUUCUCAGAAGAUGUAAAUUCUCCAAAGUUAAUAAAAGCAAACUGCUAGUUAAUACAUAA